GCUGCUGCCGCUGCUGCUGCUGAGCGGGCGGCCGCGGCUUGCGCCCCUCCGCUCGCCCGCGCCCGCCGGGCCCCGGCGAGGAAGCGCGAGGCGCGCGGCUGGUGGUCGGGGGCCGCCCAAGAUGGGGAACACUACCUCGUGCUGCGUGUCGUCCAGCCCCAAGCUCCGCAGGAACGCGCACUCGCGCCUCGAGUCGUACCGGCCCGACGCCGAGCUCAGCCGCGAAGACACUGGCUGCAACCUGCAGCACAUCAGCGACCGCGAGAACAUCGAUGAUUUGAACAUGGAAUUCAAUCCUUCAGACCAUCCCCGGGCCAGCACGAUAUUCCUCAGUAAAUCUCAGACUGAUGUGAGAGAAAAGCGCAAGAGUCUCUUCAUUAACCACCACCCUCCAGGACAAAUAGCGAGGAAAUACAGCUCCUGUUCCACUAUUUUCCUAGAUGAUAGCACAGUCAGUCAACCGAACCUCAAGUAUACAAUUAAAUGUGUAGCUCUUGCAAUAUAUUACCACAUCAAGAACAGGGACUCAGAUGGAAGGAUGCUCUUAGAUAUUUUUGAUGAAAACCUUCACCCUCUCUCGAAAUCCGAAGUACCGCCCGACUACGACAGGCACAGCCCAGAGCAGAAGCAGAUCUACCGGUUUGUGCGGACCCUGUUCAGUGCGGCCCAGCUGACGGCCGAGUGCGCCAUCGUCACCCUGGUGUACCUCGAGCGGUUGCUGACGUACGCGGAGAUUGACAUCUGCCCGGCCAACUGGAAGCGGAUAGUUCUCGGGGCGAUCCUGCUCGCCUCCAAGGUGUGGGAUGACCAGGCCGUGUGGAACGUGGACUACUGCCAGAUCUUGAAGGACAUCACUGUGGAAGACAUGAAUGAGCUGGAGCGACAGUUCCUGGAACUGCUGCAGUUCAACAUCAACGUGCCCUCCAGCGUCUACGCCAAGUAUUAUUUUGAUCUCCGGUCCCUGGCAGAGGCCAACAACCUGAGUUUCCCCUUGGAGCCACUGAGCCGAGACAGAGCCCACAAGCUGGAGGCCAUCUCUCGCCUCUGCGAGGACAAGUACAAGGACCUGAGGAGAAGCGCGCGGAAGCGGUCCGCCAGUGCCGACAACCUGACGCUGCCCAGGUGGUCCCCGGCCAUCAUCCCCUAACCGCCCAGGCCCACCGCAGGCCCGCGGCCCUCCAGCCCGUCUGAGAAAGAGACAAACUUGGGGUGGUUUUGGAUUUCAGGUUUUUUUUUGUUUUCUUUUUAUUCCCCUCUUUACUUCCCCUGCCCCAUUUUCCCUUUCUUUUAUUAUUAUUAUUAUUAUUUUUAAAACUCAGCUCCGUCCCGCCGCCUCCCACCGCCCUCGGGGAGGCGGGAUCGGUGGAGUGACCAUCCAGGGUCACGCCUUCCCCCAUCGCUGCCAUCUCAGUGGCCGUCCUGGGCAGCAUCUCCCUUCGCGGAGCGCACACACUGCUCUGCUCUCUGCUCUGCUCUGCAGGGAUGAAGCCACGGAGAGCAGGGAAGCGCUGCCGGCCGGGGUAGUGUUGAGGAGGAAGAUGGAAAAAGGCAGCAAGUAGAUCAGCAGGUUGGAUGCACAUUAGGGCACGCGUGCUGCCUAGAGCACGCGUGGGGAUCCAUGUGUCCGUGGAACCCCUUGGGUCUUUUCCCACUGCUGCUGCUGUGUGGGCGUUGUUUUGGGGGGACUGGCACCGGGGGUUGCUUUUGUUUUUUUUUUUUUUUUUUUGCUCCGGUCUCACGGAGCAGAGAAAUAAGCGUUUGUACCCACCAUGGCACAGAGCUCCAAAUAAACCGUGCUGGUUGUUUUCUCUCUGCACUGUUCUGCAAGCUGACUCCUGAGCUUUCUUCCCCCCCCCCCCGCAGGGGCACAUGCUUGUUUGGUCUCUGUCACCCCCCCACCCCACCACCACCUUGGCACCUUGGUUGUCCGUAGGGUUCUCUCUCUCUCAGUGGCAACGUGAACACAACUGCCCCAUCCCAAGAAAAUUCUAAAUCAUAUGGGUGCUUGUGCCUUCCAGUCCUUGGAUUUUUUUUUUUUUUCUCUCGCCCACCUUCCCUCUGACCUGAAGUUGCAGUUUGGAAAAGCUCUUCGGGCGUGUGCACACUGGCCACAAGUGGCCGGUGUUCCUUCUCCACUCCCACCCUCACCCUCACCCAUCCUCUUCCACGUCCAUUGUCUGAAGCAAUAUUCUUCCCAAUUUUUGUAUGUUCACUUUAAAUCAAAGUCAGUCUAUUUGUAUAAAGUUCUUUUAAAAAAAUUUUUUAAAUUUCAAAAAAAAAUAAAAAAGGCCAGGUGGGUAUUCCAGUGGGGAAGAUGGCUGAGGCGGGGGGGGGGACAUGUGAUAAAUAUUUCCUGAGGUAUUUUUCAGGGAGUGGUUGAAUAAAUAGAAAGAAAACUCCACUUGGCAUUUCCAUGUGGGCACUUAGAGAAGUUACAGCAAACCCCAGACUUGGGAAAACUCUCACCUCGUGGGUGACAACCGGACUGUCUCCUUGUCUCACCGACCCCAGACGGGAAGCUUCCGUCCAGUUUUGCUGAGCUCCACACGAAGCUCUGUGAGUCCCCCUCAAAUCGCACUCCUGGCCCCUAAACGUGCCCACUCCCAGCGGCCGCCAAUGUGGAGAACGGAAGGGACCCAGGAGGCCAGAGGCAGCUCCCCGCUACAUGCCCCUUCCCACCGUGCUGCUCAGGCCCCUGCGGAGUCGGUGCCUGGCGUGAACGGACCGCCCCAUCAGGUUCUCCCGCCCCACUCUGAGACGGGAACAAGCAGGGCACGGGAGCGUGCAUGUGGCAUUGAUGCCAAGCUCAGCGUGGGCGCCGGGACCAGCUCCUCAAGUCGGAGGUGAACUUUCCAACCUUCCCCAGAGAUGGACAUCCUCAUUGUCCAUCCGCCCCAUUUAGAGUGCUUACAGAGGGACAUAAUUUCGUAGCCGAAUCUGAAUACCUCUUACGUAAAUUAGUUCCUCUCACGCAAAGUAUCUUGUUUUACCAUUCCCAUCCAGGAAAAGAGGACCUGCUGCCUUUCAAGCAGAAAUCUUAUUUUUUAAUCCCUUCUGUUUGAAUGGGAGAUUUGCAAUUGAAAUCCUGUAAAUAUCUAUGCAUCUGCUAUUAUUUUGUGGAGUUUACGAAAGCUACUUCCGAGCAUUGUACAGUGUAUUUAUUGUAUGUACAUACAGUCUGACAACCUAGGCGUUUCAAGUGGAUUCCGCAGACACCUGGCUCGGUCUCGCUCAGACCUAUUGCAUAUUGUUUUAGCUUUGUACGCUGUUCUCUACCUCUGUAUAGGAAAAAUUUUCAUACUUGUUCAUUAGGGUGGAUCUGUAUUAACUGAUUUUUUUUUUCUUUUUUCGCACUAAGGAUCUUUAAGGCUCCGCUGUAAGUGUAGGUUUUAGUUUCACGUCUGAUUGAACCACUCAACACACAGGUAGAUAGUUUAGGUUCCUUUUUUUUUUUUUUCUUUUUAAUUCCAAACAUAGUGGUGAAGGAUUCGCACUCUGUUUCUCUUUGUUCUGAGUUUGCCAAACCAACAACAAAAAGAGAAGGCCGGCCCGGGGCAGCGGGCACUGCACCUGUAACUGCAGCUGGCAAGGGGCCACCGCGCCCUACGCUGGCAGCGGGUUUGCUGCGUGGGAGGACGCGGUUGCAGUGGACUUGCUCCGAGGACCACGACAGCCACACGACUUGCUGACUGCAAUGUUGACUUCGGCAACAGAUCAAGUCCCUGGAACGACAAUGAAAGUGUAUCCCAAUGAGUUUUAUGCUGUUGUUUUGUUUUGUUUUUUUAAACUGGGCUAAGGAAAGGGAAAUGAGGGCGGGAUGCCAGAUGGAGGGGAGCAAGCUGAGGCCUGCCACGGGGCACGUUCUCGUGCCUUCUUUGCCCUGCGGAGGCCACGGCGGGAAGCCUCCUGGGCCGUCGUCUGCUCUGGCUGCCCUGCCAUUUCUUCCUCUGGGGCUUUGGGGAGCAAGGAGGCUGUGUUCCGGUGUGGGGAGGACCUUGAUCCUCAGCCAGGUAGCGGAGUAAAAUUAGGGGACUGAGCGGUUUUGACUGUUUCUGCGGCUUUGGUAAGCUCUCACCUGGGGCCAAAUUUUACAGCUUUUGACUUUUUAAUGAGACACAAUUCUUUGGUUCAUUGUAGGUGUUUCUUAAGUGUUGAAUAAAAACACAGAGCGAACAGUG
Molecule: messenger RNA, 4178 nt
Organism: Ochotona curzoniae (black-lipped pika)
Lineage: Eukaryota; Metazoa; Chordata; Mammalia; Lagomorpha; Ochotonidae
Gene: CCNY
Product: cyclin Y
Exons: 10
Coding region: 122-1147 (341 amino acids)
Biological process (GO): regulation of cyclin-dependent protein serine/threonine kinase activity; regulation of canonical Wnt signaling pathway
Cellular component (GO): cytoplasmic cyclin-dependent protein kinase holoenzyme complex; plasma membrane
Molecular function (GO): protein kinase binding; cyclin-dependent protein serine/threonine kinase activator activity
Source: RefSeq, a predicted model, not a curated record